Emericellopsis cladophorae is the source of this 1056-nucleotide messenger RNA. Its product is annotated as tRNA-dihydrouridine(20a/20b) synthase [NAD(P)+]-like protein. The coding region runs from base 1 to 1056 and encodes 351 amino acids. Gene Ontology annotation, molecular function: tRNA dihydrouridine synthase activity; flavin adenine dinucleotide binding. The record is from RefSeq and is a predicted model, not a curated record. NCBI's taxonomy places the organism in Eukaryota, Fungi, Ascomycota, Sordariomycetes, Hypocreales, Bionectriaceae. The transcript has 2 exons. Gene Ontology annotation, biological process: tRNA processing.
AUGGUGCGCUACUCCAAACUCGCCUUCCGCCAGACGGUGCACCAUUACGGCACCGACUUGUCCUGGACACCCAUGAUUCUCGCAAAGGAGUUCAACAGAUCCUCCUUUGCGCGCGAUGGCGACUUGACCAUCAACACGGCCGGUCCGCAGCCGCCCACCAUCCUGCAGUUCGGCGCCAACAACCCGCGCGAGCUCGCGAGGGCCAGUCUCCUGGCCAUCCCCUGGGUUAAUGGCGUCGACCUCAACUGUGGAUGCCCCCAGAGCUGGGCGUGCGCUGAGACGCUGGGUGCUGCCUUGAUGAACCAGCGGGAGCUCGUCAGGGACAUGGUGCUCGAGACGCGAAGCACGCUGGCAGACGGUGGCUGGCAUGUUGGCAUAGACAAGGACAAGGAGAGCGCCACGGGAAGGAGCGUCAGCGUCAAGAUCCGCAUUCACGACGACCUUAGGAGAACCAUGGACUGGGUCGAUGCUGUCAUCGGGGACCCCAACAACAGGAACGUGGAUUGGAUCACGAUCCAUCCGCGCACGCGAAGCACCCCUUCCACGACGCCCAUCCGAGAGGACGCCCUGGCUAUCCUGGCGGAGAAGUACAGCCCCAUCUUGCCAGUCCUCCUCUCGGGCGAUGUCUUCGACGCCCGCGCACUGCCAUUCCAGGCAUCCACGCCCGCCACGCACGACACGUUGACGCUGAAUGACAUCCUGCCCCGAGACAAGACUGGCGGCCCAAAGCCCAGCAACACCAACAUCGCAGGCUUUAUGUCGGCCCGCGGUCUCCUGUCCAACCCAGCUCUCUUCGGCGGACACGCGACCUGCCCCUGGGAGGCGGUCGAGUAUUUCAUGAACAGAGUCGCCAGGGCCCCGAUCCCUUUCAAGCUUACGCUUCAUCACGUCCACGAAAUGGUCUCGCCCGGCAUGGGCAAGGACAAGACGGCUCUCCUCGAUCGCAAGGAGCGCGCACAGCUCAAUCGUCUCACAAACAUGUUUGACCUCGUCGACUUUCUCGACGCCAAAAUAGAGGAGAAGACGGGCCAAAAGGGCAUUCACCGCGACCUGUGA